CAACGCGUCCUUCCACACGUGUGUUCUGUAAUCUUCCAGAAGCAGCAGUAACGGGGAGCCAGCCGGUUGUUGUGAGCUGUCAGACUUAUUUAUUGUUUCGUUACACGCCUUAAUAUUUCUACAUAGUCAUGCUAAAGUCAGUUGUUCGUGCGGUGGGAGCCGCUGUUCGCAUUUCUUCAGCCAGCACGUCCACAGCCCGAGCUCUGCCGCUCAUCUGCCCGACACUAUCGUCUCCGAGUUCGGCAACAACCCGGCCCUUCACCCGGUCCCUCUGGAUGCUGAAUAACAACGGAGCCUCGUCAGGAUACAGGCCAAAACUUUUCAGUUCAAAAGCAUUGAAUCCCUCAGUGUCGUGUGGAUGUGGAGGACUGCACACAGAAGGUGACAAGGCAUUUGGGGAUUUCCUGUCUGAUGAAAUAAAAGAGGAGAGGAAAAUCCAGAAAAGCAAAAGCCUUCCUAAGAUGUCUGGAGGAUGGGAACUGGAGAUGAACGGCACAGAGGCUAAACUCACAAGGAAUGUCGCUGGAGAAAAAGUCACUGUCACGUUCAAUGUCAAUAACAGCAUUCCUCCUAACUUUGAGGAAGAGGUAGAACAAGGACAGCAGAAGUCAGCAGAAGAAGAGCCAGAAAUUGUGUCAACACCCAACUUUGUUGUUGAAGUAACAAAACAGGCUUCAAAGCAUUCCCUGGUGUUUGACUGCCAUUAUCCUGAAGACGAGAUGAGUCGUGGUGAAGGAGAAGAGGAGAGCGACAUCUUUGCCAUUCGGGAGGUCAGUUUCCAGCCUGAGGGAGAUUCCGAAUGGAAGGAGACCAGCUAUACGCUCAACACAGACUCUCUGGACUGGGCCCUGUAUGACCACUUGAUGGACUUCCUGGCUGACAGAGGGGUUGACAACACCUUUGCUGAUGAACUAAUGGAGCUGAGCACUGCCAUGGAACAUCAAGAGUACAUAAAGUUCCUGGAAGACCUCCAAGGCUUUGUCAAGUGUAACUAAUGUUAAAUAUCAGCUAAAGUUCACCGCUCUUUGAUACACAUCCUGGCAAAGUUGGAGGUAUGAUAAUACAGCAAGACUAAAGCAAAGGUUGCAGCACUGAAUGAUUGAUUGAUUGAUAUCUUUGGCACUCUAAAGAGAUCGAUUGUUCCUUGCUUCAGUGUCUGUGGCAGUGAGCCAUGUUUCCCAGCAGUUGUCACAUUAAUACCUGGCUACAAAUGUUUUCUCUUUGUUAAAAUAUGUUUAUUUUUCUGUAACUUUAAAGGAGGUAGUUAAAUUAAAUAUUUGAAGGACAUAAACAAUGCAGGUCAUGACAAUGUGCAGAAACCAUCAUUAUAAGAAGUGUCUCUCUAUUGUAGAGGUCCUGUCUUAAAGCUGGGGUAGGCAAUUUAUUUCAGAAGCUUGUAUUUGUUAUAUUUGUUGAAAUUCUCUUUAGAUCUUGACAGCAAUCAAUAAAACAGAUGCCCACACACAAAUGAACAAAAUCCACUGUCUGUGGCUGUCACUAAGCACGGACCGAAUGAAAUGAUUGGCUGGCCUGCCUGCCGUCUACCUGCCAUACCACAGUAUGCCUGUGCAUGCAUUGCCCAUGAUUUUUAUUUUAUUUUUUUUUUGGGUGGGAGUGGCUUUGGAUAGAGGCCUGAAAGGAGGGGUUGGAAUUUUUCCAUUGGAUACUUUGAUAAUCUUGGUGUCUCUUGUUUGUUUGUCAAAGUUGCCUACCCCAGCUUUAUGUGCAAUGGAUUGAUAUGAUCCAGUCAGUAUUUGUGAAUGUUGAACUAUCCUAAAGCCAAUAAACGGACAAUUUGUCAAGAUGUGAAGUCAAAUCAAAACCUUGAAUAAUGAAACCCUCCUCACUUACAGUAGACGUAUGUGAAGGCUUCUGGUUUUACAACUUGACAGUCCUGCUUUUUGUCUUAAGCGCUUCUAUCUGGCUUGGCAAGCGAGUUCAUGUUGACUAAUAUUGAUUUGACUCUAUCAGGCCAGAACAAUUGGUGUCAAAGAAUGAAAGAUCAAUGUCGAAUAAAAAAACAGUUUGAUAUAAAUA
Molecule: messenger RNA, 2037 nt
Organism: Micropterus salmoides (largemouth bass)
Lineage: Eukaryota; Metazoa; Chordata; Actinopteri; Centrarchiformes; Centrarchidae
Gene: c1qbp
Product: complement component 1, q subcomponent binding protein
Exons: 6
Coding region: 129-995 (288 amino acids)
Biological process (GO): cytosolic ribosome assembly
Cellular component (GO): mitochondrial matrix
Source: RefSeq, a predicted model, not a curated record